Messenger RNA from Notolabrus celidotus (New Zealand spotty), 858 nucleotides. Its product is annotated as aquaporin-1-like. Bases 65 to 841 code for a protein of 258 amino acids. The transcript is spliced from 4 exons. Gene Ontology annotation, molecular function: glycerol transmembrane transporter activity; carbon dioxide transmembrane transporter activity; ammonium channel activity. Gene Ontology annotation, cellular component: membrane. The record is from RefSeq and is a predicted model, not a curated record. Gene Ontology annotation, biological process: renal water transport; hyperosmotic response; carbon dioxide transmembrane transport. Lineage: Eukaryota; Metazoa; Chordata; Actinopteri; Labriformes; Labridae.
AGGUGUUUACAACCGGGCUGCCUGUAGAACCAGUCCCUUCCUCAGUCUGUCUCUCUGAGCAGUCAUGUCAGAAAUCAAGAUGUGGUCCUUUUGGAGGGCCGUCAUGGCCGAGCUCCUGGGUAUGACCAUGUUUGUCUUCAUCGGCCUGUCAGCCGCAAUCGGGGGCAAAAACAACACUUACCCAGACCAGGAGCUCAAAGUAGCUUUAGCGUUCGGCCUUGCUGUUGCCACCUUAGCUCAGUGUUUAGGUCACAUUAGCGGCGCUCAUCUGAAUCCUGCCAUCAGCCUGGGCAUGCUUGCGAACUGCCAGAUGAGCGUCCUCAGAGCAGUUUUCUACAUGCUCGCUCAGAUGUUGGGAGCAGUAGCAGGCAGUGCCAUUGUGUACGGUAUCGGGCCCAAAACCACGGAUUCACUUGGUGUUAACAAGCUCAAUGGAAUCACCCCAGGUCAAGGAUUCGUUGUAGAAUUCCUGCUCACGCUCCAGCUCGUCCUCUGUGUUCUUGCAGUCACCGACAAAAGACGAGAUGUGAAUGGAUUUGCACCCCUGGCCAUCGGACUGUCCGUUGGGCUGGGACACCUUGCCGGAAUCAGCUACACAGGAUGCGGAAUCAACCCAGCUCGAUCGUUUGGGCCUGCGGUCAUACAGGAGUCUUUUGAAGACCAUUGGGUGUACUGGGCGGGACCGAUGACGGCUGGAGCAGUGGCGACUCUUCUGUAUGAUGUUCUGCUUGCACCCAGAGAUGAGCCUUUCAGAGAACGAACAAGAGUCCUGUUCUGCUGUGGCUCCAUACUGGAAAGUGAAAUUCGUGAGCCACUCCUUGAGGAUGUUAAAGACUGGUAAAAAAAAAAAAAAAAAAA